Messenger RNA from Aspergillus caelatus, 4032 nucleotides. RefSeq names its product WD40 repeat domain-containing protein. Lineage: Eukaryota; Fungi; Ascomycota; Eurotiomycetes; Eurotiales; Aspergillaceae. The transcript has 3 exons. The coding region runs from base 1 to 4032 and encodes 1343 amino acids. Gene Ontology annotation, cellular component: transcription repressor complex; nucleus. Gene Ontology annotation, molecular function: protein binding. The record is from RefSeq and is a predicted model, not a curated record. Gene Ontology annotation, biological process: negative regulation of transcription by RNA polymerase II.
AUGGAUGGAAUUUCAUCCACAGCGAGCGUUAUUGCGAUCAUCCAACUUGCUGGGAGCCUUGUGACAAUAUGCGGAGGCUACAUCCAAAAGGUGAAGCAUGCAAGAGAAGACAUUAUCACCUUACGAUGGGCGGCCCAAAGCCUCCAAGUGACCCUUCAAGACCUUCUUGGACUCCUUGGAGAUUCCAACAAAACAAGACUUCCUACCUCCCUGCGACUCGCCAGUGACAUCACCAAUUGCCUCUCAGAUCUUCGAGCCCUGAACGAAAAGCUUGAGUCAAAUGUGGGGAAGAGAUCAAUGAAGAAAUUCGGAUUCCGCGCCUGGAGAUGGCCCUUGGAACGCGCAGAGGUCGACAGUGAAGUUCAGAAGUUUGAAAGAUAUAAAUCCUCCUUUCUCUUGUCUUUACAGGUGGAUCAAACUUCUCUCAUCACUGGCGUUGCCCAAAACACAAACGUUAUCAAUCAAAAUAUGAAUUUCGCAAAGUUGGAAAGUGCGGCCGAGGCAAGUUUUGAUUCAUUCUCUAAUCGAGAUGAAGUCCUGUGUCUUCAAGGCACCAGAGUUGAGAUUCUCCACCAAAUAAUGGGAUGGGCUAUGUCACCAUGUCAGAAGACAGUGUUCUGGUUAAACGGGAUGGCUGGAACAGGAAAAUCCACAAUAUCACGGACGGUGGCAAGGUCGCUAAAGGAUACCAACCAUUUAGGGGGCAGCUUUUUUUUCAGGAGGGGCAAAGAGGACACAGGGAAUGCCAAGAAGCUUUUCCCCACGCUAAUAAGUCAAUUGAUGCUCAGGUCUUCUGAGCUAAGCUCUGGCGUGCAAAAGUCACUCCGUGAUGAUCCUGAAAUCGCUUCAAAGUCGCUCGGAGAGCAAUUUGACAAGCUUCUCCUUCAACCGCUGCUCGAGCUUGACCAACUCGGUCAGGGACCUCAAACCGCUGUGAUUGUGAUCGACGCUUUAGACGAAUGUGACCACGAUCAAGACAUACGAAAUAUUAUCCGACUGCUGCCUCUUCUAAAGAGGGCAAACACAUUGCGCCUCCGGGUAUUAUUGACCAGCAGACCGGAACUUCCGAUUCGCCUUGGCUUCUCAGGGAUCGAGAAUGAUGACUAUGAGCAGCUAGCUCUCCAUGAGAUCUCCGAGAAAGUAACAGAACGUGAUAUAUAUCUCUUCUUUAAAGACAGACUCAUAAGGAUCAAACACGACAGAAACAUUACGCGAGAUUGGCCCGGCGAGGAUGUAAUCCAAAAAUUGGUUACAAUGUCGGUUCCACUCUUUAUCUCGGCCGCUACUGUAUGUCGAUUCAUCGAAAAUUCAAGAUGGGAACCCGCAUCACGGCUCGCAGAGCUCCUUGAAGACCAAGCCAAAUAUGCAACGAAAAUGGAGAAGACGUACUUGCCAAUUCUUACGCGGCUCCUUGAUGACCAAGAUAGUGAUGACUUAGAACAGCAGCAGCUCUUGCAUGAGUUCCAGGAAAUUGUUGGACUCAUCACACUGCUUGCUGUUCCACUUUCGAUCAAUGCGCUGUCGCUAUUGCUGGGAAUCCAGGCAGACCAGAUCAGCAACCGAUUAGAUUCUUUCCGGUCUGUGCUCAGUGUCCCCACUAACCGAGAUAUGCCUGUAAGGAUUCUACAUUUGUCAUUCCGAGACUUUUUGAUGCAAUCUAAAAGCAAAUUUCGUGUGGAUGAGCGAAGUAAGCACAAGGAUAUUGCUAAACUCUGUCUCAAAAACAUGCGGACUCAUCUGCAGAAAAAUAUCUGCAAUUUAGAAGGACCUGGAACACAUAGAGAGGACAUUGAUCCUCAACUACUCCACCAGUUCUUACCACCAGUACUUGAAUAUUCUUGCCAUUACUGGAUUUACCAUAUCGAACACAGCAAUGUCUCGUCCCCCGAGAUAGAAGAUAUUUUAUCCUUCCUCAAGGAGCAUUUCCUGCACUGGGUGGAAGCAAUGAGCCUAUUGGGUUUUGUAUCGGAACUGGUGGGAAUGCUCAACACCCUCAAGAAUGUUUUAUCAGACGAUCGCCAUUCCACCACGUCCGAUUUUCUUCAAGACGCACAUCGCUUUGUUUUAAAAUUUCGCCAGGUGGCUGAUAAGGCUCCGCUUCAGAUUUAUUGCGCAGGACUUACUUUUACACCACUAGAGGCAACGGUCCGCAGGGAAUUCCAGAAAGAGCUUCCCAGUUGGAUAUGCCAAUUACCACGAGUUGAGGACAGGUGGAGCGCAGAAUUACAGGCUCUCGAGGGCCAUUCAGCUCCAGUUUGGUCGGUAGCCUUCUCACCCAAUGGCCGACUGCUAGCGUCCGGCUCUUUUGAUCGGACAGUAUGCCUCUGGGAGACAGAAACAGGCGUGCUCCAGCAGACUCUGGAGGGCCAUUUAGCUCAUGUUUGGUCGGUAGCCUUUUCGCCCAAUGGCCGGGUACUAGCAUCAGGCUCUGAUGAUAGUAAUGUGCGCGUUUGGGACUCAGCGACAGGCGCACUCCAGCGGACCCUUAGGGGUCAUACAAAGUCAGUGCGGUCAGUGGCUUUCUCAGCUAACAACCGGCUACUGGCAUCUGGCUCUGAGGAUACAACAGUACACCUCUGGGACUUGGAAACAGGUGCGCUUCAUCAGACCCUCAAGGGCCAUUCGCAACUAGUUUGGUCAGUGAAUAUCUCAGCCGACAGCCUGCUGCUAGCAUCUGGCUCUGAAGAUAAGACAGUAUGCCUCUGGGACCUAACAACAGGCAGACUCCUGCAGACACUUAAGGGCCAUUUAGAUGUAGUUUUCUCAGUGGCUUUCUCGCCUGACGGCCAGCUCCUAGCAUCUGGCUCUGGAGAUAAGACAGUGCGCCUCUGGAACCCAACAACAGGCGCGACCCAGCGAAUUAUCGAGGGCCAUUCAGACUGGGUUCUGUCUGUGGUCUUCUCGCCUGACGGCCGACUGCUAGCGUCCGGUUCUGCUGAUAAGACUGUACGGCUUUGGGACACAAUGGGAGGCACGCUUCAGCAGACUCUCGGAAAUGACUCAGGUUUGGUUCCAUCAGUAACCUUCUCACCCAACGGCAGGCUGUUGGCAUCCGCUUCUGAUCAGAGCCUUUUGCGCCUCUGGGAUACGACAAUAGGCGCGCCGCGACAGUCUCUUGUUGGCCAUUCAGAGUGGAUUCAAUCUAUAGUUUUCUCGCCCGACGGCUGCCUGCUAGCCUCUGGCUCUAAUGACAUGACAGUGCGGCUUUGGGACCCUCUGACAGGCACGCUUAAGCAGACUCUUAAAGGUCAUUCAGCUCCAGUUUCAUUAGUCGCAUUCUCACCUGAUGGCAUUCUACUAGCGUCCUGCUCCCCAGAUCGAACAGUGUGCCUCUGGGAUUUAACAAAAGGCACACUUCAGUAUACUCUCAAUGGCCAUUCAAGUUGGGUCCGCUCAGUGAGCUUCUCGCCAGAUGGCCGGCUAUUAGCGUCUGGCUCUGAAGACCAAACAGUUUGCCUUUGGGACUCAGGGACAGGCUUACUCCUGCAGACUCUUAAGGGCCAUUUAGAUUCGGUUUUAUCAGCAACCUUUUCACCUGACAGCCGGCUGCUAGCGUCCAGCUCUUGUGAUCACACAGUCUGCCUUUGGGACUCGGCAACGGGCAUGCUUCGGCAGACCCUCAAGGGCCAUGGCAAGUUAGUGAGGUUGCUGGCUUUCUCGCCUGACGGCCAGCUGCUAGCGUCUGCCUCUGCUGAUGAGACGGUGCGCAUCUGGGACACAACGACAGGUGCGUUACAGCAGACUCAUUUUACAACAACACUUUCUACCCUUGAAUUUUCCGUUGACAGUUCAUAUCUGUACACCGACUUGGGUACCCUUGAUCUUCAAUCUAAAUGCCACAUUCCUGUGCCACGUGCGCCUCAUGCAAAUCUGAAUAUAUCAAUUGAGCAUCAGGAGUGGAUAAAGCUGGAUAACGAAAAAGUCCUCUGGCUUCCCUCUGAGUUUCGCGCCAAUUGUUUCAGAUGCCACGGCAAUCUACUCGCCCUGGGACACGUAUCGGGACAUGUUUCAUUCAUUAAAUUUUGUACAUAA